CUUUGUGAUUUUUUUUUUCACUCUUGCUGUGUAACCUGGAAGCAGCGACGCUAAAAACAUCCGGCUGUAUCAACUGUAACACACAUUGCACAGCAGAUGAAUUAACAAUAUGAGCUGACAUAACAAGCCGGCCACAUCACAGUACACAGCUACAGAGUCCAACGUCUUAAAUUCUAUUUAAAAUACCUUUGUUUAAAUAUGUAUUUUUUAAAUAUGUUUUUCCUCUUUUUAAAAUGAAUAAACACACGGACACGCGUUGAUUAUGUCUCAUACUACACUGUGCACGGUGACACUUGCAUUCCGCAGUUUAAAUUCUCCGUGUUUAAUUCGAGCAGUGAGAUUAUUCACACUGAGCGGCUCAGUUUGCACUAACAUGCCUGUUCGGGGUUCAUUAUUAUUAUUAUUUUUCCAGAAACGGUUGUCGUACAGAUUGAACGCUAGACCCGAAGUGACGGGGUCCUUUUCGGGGCAGAGCAGACAUUUCUCUGGGUUUUCUAUUCUUCGGACCGGACCCGGUUCGGAAAUGAAGGAACAUCCGCCUGUCAAACGCGUUUGCAACUCGAAACUGGGUUCCCGGCUCACCGAUACCGACCAGGACAGCGGUUCGAGCCGGCUCAAAAGGGUGUCAAUUGAAGGAAACAUUGCCGUCGGGAAGUCCACCUUUGUCCGCCUGCUUAAGAAGGUGGAGAAACAGUGGGAAGUGAUUCCAGAGCCCCUGAGCAAGUGGCAGAAUCUUCAGAUCUGCGAGUCCAGGGAGGGGGUGUCGGGCUCCCAGCAGAGCGUCAGUAACCUGCUGCAGAUCAUGUACCAAGACCCCACCCGCUGGUCCUACACCUUCCAGAGCUUCUCCUGCAUGAGCCGCCUCCGAGCCCAGCUGGAGGCUCCUCCGCCCAGCCUGCUGGAGCUCGAGAGGCCGCUGCAGAUCUUCGAGCGCUCUGUCUACAGCGACAGGUAUGUGUUUGCAGUGAACCUGUUUGAGAUGGGCUGCAUCAACGAGACAGAGUGGGCCAUCUACCAGGAUUGGCACAGCUUCCUGGUCCAGCAGUUCAGCAAGAAGAUUGAACUGGAAGGCAUCGUCUACCUGAGAGCAGAUCCACAGAAGUGUCUGGAGCGGCUGGGCCGGAGAGCCAGACAGGAGGAGAGGAGUGUCGACCUGCAGUAUCUGGAGAGACUGCACAGCCAGCAUGAGGACUGGCUGAUUGAGAAAACAACACCGCUGCACUUCGAUCACCUGAAGAGCACCCCAGUGCUGGUGCUGGAUGUGAAUGAGGAGUUUGAGCAGGACCAUAGGGAAACACUGAAAACAGCUGGGAGAAAACAGCUGAAGCAGUUUUGGACACGUGAAGAACUUCUUUGACAGUUUGUGGUUGCGAGUCUGACGACGCGGACCUGCCCAGGUUUUGGACGGGAUACACACUCCCCUCCACUCAACUUUAGCUGACGAUAGGGGAAACCUCAUUCCCGUAAUUCUCAUUAGCAUCGCAAGUCACGUCCCUAUUGGACUCUAUUACAGCAGCUACUUUUAUAAUGCAGAGAGUGUAGAUCUCGCACUCAGGAGGUCAACGACAAAGCAUUCGAAAUGUUUCAACCGCAGCAGGUUCUCUAGAAACAGAGUAAGUGUGUUAAGAUCAGGUUUUUGUGUCUUUAGUUUUAAUGACUUAUAAUUAUGGCUUCUGGUUUUCAGUGUUUUGCCCCGAGUCUUCUACUCCCCUUUAAAAAUUCAAUUGAUACCUGUUGAGCCAUUCGUGUAUCUCAAUCACACUAAGAAACGCUUUCAUAGUCAGAUCGAUUUCAUUUAUGUUUUUUUUUUUUUUUUUUCCCCCUGUGAAACAACUAAAUGGUCUUUUAAAAUCUUAAGUCUUAUUUUGUCAGUUCAAAGCAGAAGUGACUCCUCUUUAUUAAUGUAAGUACAGUCAGGCAGAACAAUUGUAAUAAAGUGUGUCUGGCUUCAAAUACUUCAUUUGCCUCGAUAGCUUUGAUAAAGAUUAGCCGCUUCUCAACAUGUCGCGAUCUCGUUUGUACGUUCUGAAAAAUGAAGUCUUGGCCGAUUUUUUUAAAAACCCAUUCAGCUGUUUCGCAGAAAGAAACCGUAAAUUAAAUCAAUUUUACUAUUGACACGUUUCUCAGCUGUGAUUGAGAGACACAAAAUGGGCUGUGUGGUCCAGUGGUUAAAGAAAAGGGCUUGUAAUCAGGAGGUCCCUGGUUCAAAUCCCACCUCAGCCACUGACUCAUUGUGUGACCCUGAGCAAGUCACUUAACCUCCUUGUGCUCCGUCUUUCGGGCGAGACGUAGUUGUAAGUGACUCUGCAGCUGAUGCAUAGUUCACACACCCUAGUCUCUGUAAGUCACCUUGGAUAAAGGCGUCUGCUAAAUAAACAAAUAAUAAUUAAAGGAGAGGAGAAAAGUCACACUAAUCAGAAGCCCUACUGGUAAUGUAUUUGUAAGUGUUCGGAGCUACCGGUAAUCAAGUUGAGAGUGUACUUUUUCUUGCACUCUUUCUGUGAGUGUGAGGAAUACUCUCAACUUGGCUAGAGGUGGCUCCGAACACUUCGAAACAUGCCUGUAACAUUACCAUUCCCUUAAACACAGGUUUUACUAUAAUAUUGUGCUUCUGAGUGAAUGGAUGUGAAAUUGCAUUGGCAGUGCUGGCCUGUUUCAUCGAACCCCGCUAUGAGUUUCGUUUUUAAACUAGAGAUCUGUGCUUCUUUAAAACUCUGGGAUCGCUGGAGUUGUCAUUAUUUAUAAAUGGUACGCAUCCCUCAUUCCCCUACACCCUCUGCUCAGGAUAGUAAUCUGGGUGCUAGUGCAUUUAUUAAAUAAAAACAAUGUUUUGUGCAUA
Molecule: messenger RNA, 2839 nt
Organism: Acipenser ruthenus (sterlet)
Lineage: Eukaryota; Metazoa; Chordata; Actinopteri; Acipenseriformes; Acipenseridae
Product: deoxycytidine kinase 2-like
Exons: 8
Coding region: 263-1357 (364 amino acids)
Biological process (GO): nucleobase-containing compound metabolic process
Cellular component (GO): mitochondrion; cytoplasm
Molecular function (GO): deoxynucleoside kinase activity; ATP binding
Source: RefSeq, a predicted model, not a curated record